Molecule: messenger RNA, 3213 nt
Organism: Drosophila bipectinata
Lineage: Eukaryota; Metazoa; Arthropoda; Insecta; Diptera; Drosophilidae
Source: RefSeq, a predicted model, not a curated record
ACAGGGGAGACCACAAAAUGAUUACGUAAUGGUUUCCAAAAUGUGUACCCUACUGUUUGCCCAGCUUCUGCUGAGCCUUUUACCCCUAAUUUCGGCUAGAAAUCAGUUUUUUGUGGGUAGCAUCUUUACAUCGGACAAGGAUGAAUCGGAAAUUGCAUUUCGAACCGCAGUCCAUCGAGCCAAUAUAUUGGAGCGGGACAUAGAACUGGUUCCCAUCGUCAUGUACGCCAAUACAGAUGAUAGCUUCCGUAUGGAAAAAAUUGUUUGCAAUUUAAUUUCCCAAGGUGCAAUAGCCAUUUUUGGACCCAGUACAGGCAGUAGUUCAGAUAUAAUAGCUUCCAUCUGCGAUACAUUGGACAUACCUCACAUUGUAUACGAUUGGAUACCGAACGAAUCUAUACCGGAUAGAGAACACUCCACCAUGACACUAAAUGUUCAUCCCGAUAACCUCUUGUUAUCCCGAGGAUUUGCUGAAAUCGUCCAAAGUUUCGGUUGGCGAAGCUUUACCGUUGCCUACGAGUCCGAUAAAGAGCUUCAACAACUCCAGGAUAUUCUACAAAUCGGAGAACCUACCAGCUACCCCACCACGGUAAAACAGCUUGCAACGGAUGGAGAUCACAGACCCUUCCUAAAGGAAAUCAAACUAUCCACCGACAACUGUCUGAUCCUGCACUGUUCUCCAGAGAAUUUAUUGGGAAUUUUACAGCAAGCCAAUGAACUGAAAAUGUUGGGAGAAUAUCAGAGCGUCUUCAUACCCGUACUGGAUACCCACACGAUAGACUUUGGUGAACUUUCUGGAGUUGAAGCCAACAUAACCACAAUCCGCCUAAUGGAUCCAACAGACUUUCACAUAAAAAACGUUGUCCACGAUUGGGAGGAGCGGGAGAAGCAGGACGGUCGUUACUAUAGCGUUGAGCCCCAUCGGGUAAAAACCCAAAUGAUACUCCUGAAUGAUGCCGUUUGGCUCUUCUCGAAGGGUCUAACCCAGUUGGGAAUUCUGGAGGAACUUGCAGCUCCCGAACUGGAGUGUAGGCGGAAGAAACCAUGGUCCUUUGGCAGGCGAAUUAUUGAGUUUAUGAAAGCACGUUCUGAAGAAACAGCUACUGGAAGGAUUGACUUUAACGAGUACGGACAAAGAAGCUUCUUCACUCUACGUUUCAUGGAAUUGAGUUCCGGCGGCUUUACGGAUCUGGCCACCUGGGAUCCAGUAAAUGGCUUAGAUGUACUUAACGACGACGAGGAAAGCGAAAAGAGAGUGGGUUUGAAAUUGUCCAACAAAACGUUUAUUGUAUCCUCCCGACUUGGAGCUCCAUUUCUAACACUCCGGGAACCGAACGAGGGAGAAAUUCUUCAGGGAAAUGCGCGAUAUGAGGGUUACUCUAUAGACCUCAUAGAUGCAAUCGCCAGAAUGUUAAAUUUUAAAUACGAAUUCCGUAUGUCUCCCGAUGGUAAAUAUGGGGCUUUAAACAAAGUAACCCAAACCUGGGAUGGAAUUGUGAAACAACUCAUCGAUGGUAACGCUGAUCUUGGAAUUUGUGACCUUACAAUGACAUCUUCUAGACGUCAGGCUGUGGACUUUACGCCUCCAUUUAUGACCUUGGGAAUCAGUAUUCUCUUCUCCAAGCCACCCACCCCACCCACAGACCUAUUCUCCUUCCUGUCGCCCUUUUCGCUAGAUGUUUGGAUCUACAUGGGAUCAGCGUAUCUGUUCAUAUCUCUGCUCCUGUUUGCCCUUGCUCGAAUGGCACCAGACGAUUGGGAGAACCCGCAUCCUUGCAAGGAACCCGAAGAAGUCGAGAAUAUUUGGUCUAUAAUGAACACCACUUGGCUUUCAAUUGGCUCACUGAUGGGUCAAGGAUGUGACAUCCUGCCCAAGGCUGCUUCCACCAGACUGGUGACUGGAAUGUGGUGGUUCUUUGCUUUGAUGAUGUUGAACUCCUAUACCGCAAACUUGGCCGCUUUUCUGACCAAUUCCCGCCAGGGGAAUACCAUCAGCAGUGCCGAAGAUUUGGCUGCUCAAAAUAAAAUAAAGUAUGGAGUCAUGUCCGGUGGCUCCACCCAAGGCUUUUUCCGGGACUCCAACUUCAGUACGUAUCAGAAAAUGUGGACAGCCAUGGAGAGUGCCAGUCCAUCGGUGUUUACAAAGACAAACGAUGAGGGAGUCGAGAGGGUCCAGAAGGGCAAGAACCUCUAUGCUUUUUUUAUGGAGUCCACCACCUUGGAGUACAAUGUGGAGCGGAAGUGUGAUCUGGUGCAGAUCGGAGGCUGGCUGGAUUAUAAAAGCUAUGGUAUUGCCAUGCCCUUUAAUUCUCCAUAUCGGAAGCAGAUUAGUGGAGCUGUUCUAAAACUGGGAGAACUUGGCCAACUUGCCGAGCUAAAGCGCAAGUGGUGGAAGGAAAUGCACGGCGGUGGCAGCUGUGAGAAAAGCGACGAGGAAGGUGGAGACACACCUGAGCUGGGACUGGAGAAUGUGGGCGGUGUUUUCCUUGUACUGGGACUUGGGUUAUUUGCAGCCAUGGUUCUGGGAUGUACGGAAUUUCUCUGGAACGUCAAGUCGGUGGCCAUCGAAGAGAAGAUAUCUCUUAAAGAUGCCUUUAAAGCCGAAGCACUUUUUGCGGCAAAAAUAUGGAUUGUCACAAAACCAGUGCACACCAGCACUGGCGAUUCGUCCUCAUCGAACUCGUCGAGCUCAUCAUCCAAGUCCGGAAAGGCCCCUUCCAGCAGAUCGAAGCACUCUUCAAAGUCACCAGGCAUUUCAAUGAAAAGUAUUAAGAGCUCUGACCAUCACGAUGUGGAGGCCUCAGUUCACAACAAACUGAAGAAAAUUGGUUCCAUGUUCUCACUAAAAUCACAAAAGACGACCACACCACCUCCAGAAAUUGGAUGGAAAUUGGACAAGUCAACGCAGAUGGAUGAAAUUCCGGCUGAAGAGGAACCCGAGUUGCAACCUGAACCAGAGCAGCCACCACAUAGACACCAUCACCACCACCAUCAUCGUCAUCAUCAUCAUCAUCACCACAGAGAGGAGCAACCGGAUCCAGAUCAGAUACAGACCUAUCGGGCCAGCAAAAUCAGCAACGGAGUUUAAAAGGACAUUUUCUUUUUUAUGGAAUGCCGCCUAAUUGUUAUGUUUCACUAAAUAUUAUCUUGCGGCAUUGACAUUUAUUUUAAAUAAAUAAGUACAAUGUAUAUUGUACCUAUUUACACAUAUUA